Messenger RNA from Anastrepha obliqua, 684 nucleotides. Its product is annotated as putative nuclease HARBI1. The record is from RefSeq and is a predicted model, not a curated record. Lineage: Eukaryota; Metazoa; Arthropoda; Insecta; Diptera; Tephritidae. Bases 1 to 684 code for a protein of 227 amino acids. The transcript is spliced from 4 exons.
AUGUUUGCUAUUUCUACGCUCGAUCAUUUAAUUUUCCAUAAAAUUCCAUCUGUUGUCGGUUGCGUUGAUGGAACGCACGUUAAGAUAAUUGCGCCAUCCGAAAAUAGUCACCUAUCCUACAACAGAAAGGGUUAUUACAGCUUAAAUGUUAUGCUGGUAUGUGACCAUGAAUUAAAAAUACGCUACGUCGACGCUUCUCAUCCGGGUGCUAGUCAUGAUUCACUAAUUUGGAAUGUUAGCGAAUUACGUUCACAUUUUGAGACACAAUUUUCCAACCACCAAAGAACUGUUUGGUUGCUAGGUGAUGCUGGGUAUCCGUUAGAACCAUGGCUUAUUACUCCUUAUCGGACGCCGAACCAAGCAGAAAUUAAGUUCAACGAAAUGCAUUCAAAAUGUCGCAACAUAAUUGAAAGAACUAAUGGUGUUUUAAAGAACCGAUGGAGGUGCAUUCUUGGUGGACGAGAACUACACUACGCUCCAGAGAAAGCAGCACAAAUUGUAGAUGUUACUUGUUGCUUGCAUAACAUCUGCAUUCAUUUCAGAGCGAGUAUACCCGAUACACCCGAUGCCGAAGCGGAGUUAAACCUUCCUGAAAUUCACGACGUCCAUUCCAACAUACCAACACAAAAUAUGGAGGUUGCGAGAUCAAUAAGAAAUAAUAUCCGUGAUUCCCUCAAUGACUAA